CAAACAAUCAAUUCCAACCAAUCAAUUUCAAUUCAUCUUCGUCAAAGAGUUCGACAUCGUUUUCUAAUCUAUAUAACACGCAUCUCAUCAAAAUUUCAUAUCAGAUCUGAUUUAAUUCAAUUCAAUUUAAUUUAAUUCCUUCAAUUCAUCUAAUCAAUUCAUUAAUCAUUCAUAAUGUCAGAUAAUAAACUUGAAAAGAAACCAGUUAAUUUCUCUAAUAUUUUAUUAGGAGCAGGAUUAAAUAUGGCUGAAGUUACUACUUUAGGUCAACCAUUAGAAGUCACUAAAACCACCAUGGCUGCCAAUAGAUCAAUUUCAAUGGUACAAGCGAUUAAAUUAGUUUGGUCCAGAGGUGGUGUUUUUGGAUUUUAUCAAGGUUUAAUUCCAUGGGCUUGGAUUGAAGCUUCUACUAAAGGGGCAGUAUUAUUAUUCGUUUCUAAUGAAGGGGAAUAUCAAUUUAAAGCUUUAGGAGCAUCAAAUUUCGUUAGUGGAAUGGGUGGAGGUGUUUUAGGUGGGUUAGCUCAAGCUUAUCUUACUAUGGGGUUCUGUACUUGUAUGAAAACAGUUGAAAUCACCAGACAUAAACAAGCUACUGCUGGUGUUGCUCAACAAACCAGUUGGCAAGUAUUUAAAGCCAUUUAUGCCAAAGAAGGUAUAAGAGGGAUUAAUAAGGGGGUUAAUGCUGUUGCAAUUAGACAAAUGACCAAUUGGGGUUCAAGAUUUGGUCUUUCUAGAUUAGCAGAAGAAGGAAUUCGUAAACUUCGAAAUAAAAGUGAAAAUGAGAAAUUAUCUGCUUUAGAAAAGAUUGCUAGUUCAAUGAUUGGAGGUGGAUUAUCAGCAUGGAAUCAACCUAUUGAAGUUAUUAGAGUUGAAAUGCAAUCUAAAACUGAUGAUCCAAAUAGACCUAAGAAAUUAAGUGUAGGAUCUGCUUUUUCAUAUAUUUAUAAAAAUAAUGGUAUAAAAGGAUUAUAUAGAGGUGUUACACCCAGAAUUGGAUUAGGAGUUUGGCAAACUGUUUUUAUGGUUGCCUUUGGUGAUAUUUUUAAACGUUUAUUAAAUGCUGAUGGUGCAGGUCAUUAAAAAACUUUUAACCUUUAUCUUAUUUAUAUAUAUAAUUCUACAUUUAUUCAAUAC
Molecule: messenger RNA, 1134 nt
Organism: Scheffersomyces coipomensis
Lineage: Eukaryota; Fungi; Ascomycota; Pichiomycetes; Serinales; Debaryomycetaceae
Gene: YHM2
Product: Yhm2p
Exons: 1
Coding region: 175-1080 (301 amino acids)
Biological process (GO): mitochondrial citrate transmembrane transport; alpha-ketoglutarate transport
Cellular component (GO): mitochondrion
Molecular function (GO): tricarboxylate secondary active transmembrane transporter activity
Source: RefSeq, a predicted model, not a curated record